AUGGCUGAAGAGAACACCUCUUCUGUGAGAGAGUUCAUCCUCACAGGCUUAACAGAUCAGCCAGAACUCCAGAUGCCCCUCUUCUUCCUGUUUCUGUGUUUCUACAUGGCCACUGUAACGGGGAACCUGGGCUUGAUAACCUUGAUUGGACUGAAUUCUCACCUUCAUAUUCCCAUGUACUUUUUCCUCUUCAACUUGUCCUUCAUAGAUUUUAGUUUCUCUACUGCCAUUGUCCCUAAAAUGCUGACAAGCUUCAUCUCAGAGAAGAACUUCAUUUCCUAUGCAGGGUGUAUGACUCAGCUCUUUUUCUUCUGUUUCUUUGUCUUUUCUGAAUCCUUCAUCCUGUCGGCAAUGGCAUACGACCGCUAUGUCGCCAUCUGUAAGCCACUGGUGUACACGGUCACCAUGUCUCCUCAGGUGUGUUUACUCCUUUUGUUGGGGGUCUAUGGGAUGGGAGUAUUUGGGGCUAUGGCCCAUACAGGAAAUAUAGUAUUUUUGACUUUCUGUGGUGACAACCUUGUCAAUCACUAUAUGUGUGACAUCAUUCCCCUCCUUGAGUUCUCCUGUAACAGCUCUGAUGUAAAUUUGCUGGUGGUCUUUAUUGUUGUGACCAUUGGCAUUGGUGUGCCCAUUGUGACCAUUUUUAUCUGUUAUGGUUUUAUUCUUUCUGGCAUUUUCCACAUAAGCUCCACUGAGGGAAGGUCCAAGGCUUUCAGCACUUGCAGUUCCCACAUACUUGCAGUCUCUCUUUUCUUUGGGUCAGGAGCUUUUAUGUACCUCAAACCACCUUCUAUUUUACCUCUUGAUCAGGGCAAAGUGUCCUCCUUAUUCUAUACAAUUGUGGUACCCAUGUUCAAUCCAUUAAUCUAUAGCUUGAGGAAUAAGGAUGUCAAAUUUGCCCUAAAGAAAACCUUGGACAGAAUAAUGUUGUCUUGA
Messenger RNA from Capra hircus (goat), 936 nucleotides. RefSeq names its product olfactory receptor 145-like. The record is from RefSeq and is a predicted model, not a curated record. Lineage: Eukaryota; Metazoa; Chordata; Mammalia; Artiodactyla; Bovidae. Gene Ontology annotation, cellular component: membrane. The transcript has a single exon. Gene Ontology annotation, biological process: G protein-coupled receptor signaling pathway; sensory perception of smell. Gene Ontology annotation, molecular function: olfactory receptor activity; G protein-coupled receptor activity; odorant binding. Bases 1 to 936 code for a protein of 311 amino acids.